UAUGUGAUGUAUUUCCGCUUAGCUCCUUCCCCAUCCGGAGCCACGAGGGCACCACUGCAGGGGCGGAAGAAGACAGAGAAUAAAUAUAUGUACCUAGGUGUAUAAGGGAGCACGUCAGCAUCCCGCUGCUGCAUUCUCCGUCUUUCCCCUUCCACUCCCAACCCCAUUCUCUCCGCCAGGAAACGCUUUAUUUUGCCGUGGGAAGAACUUAUGCUUUGAGCCAUGGCUGCAUCAAGAGGAGUAACUGUGUUCCGUUUGCCACCUCUUCCAACAAUUGGAGAGGUUAUUAAAUUAUUUAAACUCAAAGCUGUAAAGCAGCUCUCACAGAACUUCCUUCUGGAUUUGAGACUAACAGAUAAGAUAGCAAGAAGUGCUGGAAAUCUGAAAGAUGCCCAUGUAUGUGAGGUGGGCCCUGGUCCAGGAGGAAUCACAAGAGCCAUUUUGAAUGCUGGUGUUGCAGAACUUCUUUUAGUUGAAAAGGAUCCUCGUUUUAUUCCUGGGCUUCAGAUGCUGUCAGAGGCAGCUCCAGGGAAAGUUCGUGUUGUUCAUGGAGAUAUUUUAACAUAUAAAUUGGGACAAGCUUUUCCAAAUCACCUUAUUAAGAAUUGGGAAGAUGAUCCACCAGAUAUACAUAUCAUUGGAAAUUUACCUUUUAGUGUUUCAACUCCUCUUAUAAUAAAGUGGCUUGAGAAUAUAUCUAAAAGAGAUGGACCUUUUCGUUAUGGUAGAACACAGUUGACUCUGACGUUUCAAAAGGAAGUAGGAGAGAGACUCACAGCUAGUACAGGAACCAGGCAGCGAAGCAGACUUUCCAUUAUGUCCCAGUACCUGUGCACUGUUCACAAGUGUUUCACGAUUCCAGGAAAAGCUUUUGUUCCAAAACCAGAUGUAGAUGUGACUGUUGUUCAUUUUACACCACUAGUGCAACCAAAGAUUGAACAACCAUUUAAACUGGUGGAAAAAGUUGUUCAAAGUGUUUUUCAGUUCAGAAGAAAAUACUGUCACCAUGGUAUACGGAUUUUAUUUCCAGAAGCCACACGUUUAGAAAAAGCGGAACAAAUGCUCAUGUUGGCAGAUGUUGAUCCAACUCUACGCCCAACUCAGCUUUCCAUGUUUCAUUUUAAAAAUCUUUGUGAUGUCUAUAGGAAAAUGUGUGAUGAAGACCCAAGCCUUUUUGCAUAUAAUUAUAGAGAGGAACUGCGAGAGAAAAGAAGAAAAAAGAGUAACUUUAAAAGGACAUCAGAUGAUGACUUGAUAUAGUCAAUUCUCUAAAAUGAGUCAGCCAAGAAGUAAAAUUGGUUUUGUUGACUGAAGUGAAAUUUUCUGAAGACUUCUUGACCUAAAGGAUAUGUGAAAUUGAAAGAUGGAAGAUGUAGUACGCUCCCACAUAAAUGAUUCCAAGUACAAUCAAGUGAUAGAAGAAGAUUAAAAUGCCCCUGGAGCCAAAGUACUGAAUUCAAAACUUCAGAAAAGGAAAUGUGAUACAAAGACUAUGCCUACAUCAUUGAACAUUUUACUGUACAAACUUGUAGAGAAAAUAAAAAUACAAGAUUACA
This is a messenger RNA of Anolis carolinensis (green anole), 1556 nucleotides long. It is a transcript of the gene tfb1m, whose product is annotated as transcription factor B1, mitochondrial. Gene Ontology annotation, molecular function: mitochondrial transcription factor activity; rRNA (adenine-N6,N6-)-dimethyltransferase activity. Lineage: Eukaryota; Metazoa; Chordata; Lepidosauria; Squamata; Anolidae. The record is from RefSeq and is a predicted model, not a curated record. The transcript is spliced from 8 exons. The coding region runs from base 223 to 1260 and encodes 345 amino acids. Gene Ontology annotation, cellular component: mitochondrial matrix. Gene Ontology annotation, biological process: transcription initiation at mitochondrial promoter; rRNA methylation.